GUUCCUUCGUGGAGUGAUCCCGCGGUGCUGUUACCGCGGCCGGUGCUACGCCUGCGUCCCGAGAGAGUGUCGCCUGCCAAAAUGGAGUCGUCCAAGCUCCCACCGGUGCGACAGCAGCAAGAAGGAACACACCCGUACCAUAAUAAUAAAAAUGUUCAGCAGCAUGUGACGCCGCGAGGAGCUGCAAACACGCUGGUGCAAAGACCCACUGGAGAGGCGGCUCCGUCUGUGUCUCACCGACGAUUGGCCGAGGUUGUGACAAGGCUGGCGACCUCUCGAACUUCAUCGCCGCAGCUCCAUGCGCAGCAAUCCAUUUACUCGCUACUGCCCGCGGUGCGAACCAGCCCUGAUCAACGCGACGCGCUGUACCGUCAGCGUCGACGACGGGGAAGCGUUUCUCAUGCCCGAAUGGGGCCCACCGCCGCAGGCCCGCCAACGCAUAUGUCCUUUCAUAACGCACCGUGGGGACCGGCUCUAGUUUCCACAUGGGCGCAUCCAAUGCACCGCAGCACAAACGGCGCCUCGCAGACUGGGCGUUUUGUGGGCGACAGGAAUGUAUUCUAUUACUAG
Molecule: messenger RNA, 570 nt
Organism: Trypanosoma cruzi
Lineage: Eukaryota; Euglenozoa; Kinetoplastea; Trypanosomatida; Trypanosomatidae
Exons: 1
Source: RefSeq, a predicted model, not a curated record